ACUCGUGACCUGGGGGCUCAGACACGUGGCGCCAUCUCGACAUUUCGUAUCAAUAAGACUUUCUGGUGUUCAAAGCAUCGUCUGUCGGGCUUGUGUCUAUGUCAUAUGAUUGUUGCACCGUAAGGGGAGUAAACUGAGUAAACACAACACGAUUACUCAUGAGAAAAUCCGAAAAUUACUGAACAUUCGCAGUUGAAAUAUGUCGUAGUGGAUAAUUAGGGUAACAGUGCUAAUUGGCCAUGGAAAAUAAAAGUUGCAAGAACUUUAUCAGCUAUGUGGGCUUCGAGGAACAUGAAAUGCAGAACAUGCAGAUGAGCAGACGGGAUUCCCUGGGUGAGAAUAAAAUAAAAUUGCUCCCCGGUGAAGUUCUCAUAGCGGAGGCCCAGAAUGUCCUCAUGUUCUCCCCCGUGGGGGACCUGAAGCAGGGGAUCUCCGGGACUCUCUCCGUCACAAACUUCAAGUUAACAUUCAUCACGAGUGACGAUCUCAAUGGCGAGGAAAUAAAUCGCCAGCAGAAUCACCUCUACGGAUACACAGACUCGUGUUUAUCGAACAUCGACGAGAUCUACUUGAUUACGGGGGAUAAGAAGAGAAAGCUCAUCCCCGGGAGUACGAUACCGUCUAAGGUCAAAGGAAUUUUCAUUGUAUGCAAGAAUUUUCGUACGUGGUCGUUCUCGUUUAAAUUCUCACCAGUGAGUCAUGGGAAGAAUCUUCUUGCGACACUACUGCAUCAUGCAUUCCCCAGCAGGCAUCAGCUGCUGUUUGCGUAUGAUUUCAAAGAGGUUUAUUACAGUAGUAUUGACAAGAAUGUCAAGUUUUUUCGAGAUUUGAACGAUUGGAGAGGAGAGUUCGAUCGAACCGCCCAGGGAAAUGAAGUUUUGAAGAGAAAUUGGAGACUGUCUUCUGCUAAUGUGGCCUUCCAGUUGUCACCGAGUCUGCCUCAGUUCAUAAUCGUUCCAGGAUCUGUCACCGAUAGUCAAUUAACCAGAGCUGCCGGCCACUUCCAAGAAGGCCGUCCCCCCGUGUGGUCGUGGUCGACCAGUCGAGGUGCUGCCUUAGUUAAAAUGUCUGAACUAAUGACGACGAUCACUGAGCGAACCCAGGAGAACAUAAUGCUGGAGAAUAUACGAAAGAGUCAUCCCCAGAAACUAGCCAUGGCUGUGCUCGAGUUGAACAAGGAAAUAACAGUUAAAUCUGUAGCUAGUAGUUUUUCAAAAUUAGUCGCAUUGUGUACACCAGAGAAUAUCCGACAGUUCUGGAUGCAGGACAAUAAUUUCUACUCGUUAUUGGAGAAUUCCAAAUGGUUGAAGUUUAUUUCUCACUGUUUGCAAAAAGCUGUGGAAGCUAGUGAUCACUUGAGCUCCGGAACGUCAGUUAUAUUACAAGAAGGAGCAGGAAGAGACAUGUGUUGCGUUAUAUCGAGCUUAGUCCAAUUAAUAUCCGAUCCAUAUUUUCGAACGAUAACUGGAUUUCAAUCUCUCAUUCAGAAAGAAUGGGUUGCAGCUGGGCAUCCCUUCUGUGAUCGUCUGGGGCACAUCGCGAAAUUUAAUUCUGAAAAAUCACCGAUUUUUCUUCUGUUCCUCGACUGUGUCUGGCAGUUGAUCCAACAAUUUCCCUCGAAAUUUGAAUUCACGGAGACGUAUGUCACGACGCUAUGGGAUGCUGCACACGUAUCUAUUUUCGAUACAUUCAUAUUCAACUGUGAGAGAGAUCGAGCGUUUGCUGCUAUGGAUCCGAACACUCCCCUCGUCCUGCGUAGUGUCUGGGACUGGCGAGAGCAGUUCACAGACCAAGACAUCCUCCUGUUCUACAACCCCCUGUUCAACUCGAAGGAGCCAGAAAAAGGCCCCCUGAAACCCCACCACAAUAUUUCGUGCCUAGAACUCUGGACCCAGUGUUACUUUCGAUGGAUUCCACCCCUGGAGAUUCACAAUGGUGGUAAAAACCACGUGGAGUUGUACUCACGCCUCAUGCAGAACGAUAUCAAUCAGAUGAGGGUCAACACUAGUGACGGGUCUACCUCUCCUGUUGACAAAGUGACCACUUACCUCGUGCAGAUGAAUAUCGAUAGUUUCUACCCAUUCGGUAAUAAAAAAUCGGGGAACACUGUGAGUACCCCUAUUAUGAACAGCUCAGGGUUAACGUCUGAGAGCCUUAUCGACGCACAAUCCCUGCUCACAGCCCCUGAUUGAUAAUAAAAGUAGAACUAAGUAUACUCCCUUGAGCCUGCGUCUUUACGUUGGGACAAUUAUUAUUUAGAAAAUUCAACAUAAUUAGAAUUUCCGUUGCAUAUUUUUGUUCAAUAGAACCAGGCGAGAAUCAAGAGAGUUUUCUAUCAAAUUCGCUAGGUUUUUCUAUAAUAUUUUCAUAAAGAAUAUUCGCAUGUUGAGUGGAAAGGGCAGCUAUCUGUUGAUAAGGAGUUACCUUGUAUAUUCGGUUAUGCAAUCAACCCAUGUAGAUAAUUACCCUCUGGCCUACGAAAUUCUAGCUUUUCCCCCUGGUAUGGUGUUGAGUAUGUAAAAUAAAAAAUACGAGUUGGAAUUUAUUUUCAUCCUUUAUUCUACCAUAAUUGUGAUUCAAGCACCAAUCGUUGGAAUAAUGUAAUUUUUAAUAAGUACAAGAAAUUAAAAAAAUAUGUAUGAAAAAUCUCGUAUUGUGCACCACAUGUAAAUAUCUGAGUAUUUCAUAUCGAAAAUACGACUUUGUACAUUU
Molecule: messenger RNA, 2712 nt
Organism: Diachasmimorpha longicaudata
Lineage: Eukaryota; Metazoa; Arthropoda; Insecta; Hymenoptera; Braconidae
Product: myotubularin-related protein 10-B
Exons: 3
Coding region: 240-2192 (650 amino acids)
Biological process (GO): phosphatidylinositol dephosphorylation
Cellular component (GO): cytoplasm; membrane
Molecular function (GO): phosphatidylinositol-3-phosphate phosphatase activity
Source: RefSeq, a predicted model, not a curated record